Molecule: messenger RNA, 1104 nt
Organism: Guyanagaster necrorhizus
Lineage: Eukaryota; Fungi; Basidiomycota; Agaricomycetes; Agaricales; Physalacriaceae
Exons: 10
Coding region: 1-1104 (367 amino acids)
Source: RefSeq, a predicted model, not a curated record
AUGUCGCAGCGUGAGCCUCUUUGGUACUGCCACGAAUGCGGCGCAGAGACCCGGCCCCUAAUGAUUCCGGAUCCGGCGUGUGCAUCGUGUCAUGGUUCCUUCGUCGAAAAGAUGGACAAUCCAUCGGAUGACCCACGAGGCUUUGGACAUCCUUUGGAUACUGAAGAUUUGGGCUCAGAUGUUUAUAUUCCUGCGCUUCAAAGUCUAUUCGGCAUAUCUCCCUCAAGAAACUUUGAAAGGGAGCAUCGGGGCUCCUUGGGUGGACACCCUGAAACCGGUUCUGCUCCAAGUGUAACUUUCUCGAUAAGAAAUGACAAUGGCGUAAGGACUUACACGUUUGGGGGAAGUAAUACACUAGGCGGUAGACCACCUACCAUGUCAGAGUUCAAUCGUAGAGGUCCUGGUGCAGAUCGCCUUGAUCCCGGCAUCAACGGUUCGCUCAUGGCUCAGUAUCUAAUGACUCUUCUUGGCGGGCCAACGGGAUCUCUGAAUGAGAUUUUUGCUCGCGGUUUCGGUGCAGAAAACGGUCGGAUGGGUGAUUAUGUCUUCAAUCAAGAAGCAUUGGACCAAAUUAUCACACAGCUGAUGGAAAGCAACGCACAUCAUCCUGUGCCCGCCACUGAGGCGAUAAUGGAGAAACUCCCAAGAGAAGUUUUGGAAAUAGGGUCCCCUACUCUUCAGAAAGACUGUGCUGUAUGCAAAGAGCAGUUUUCUCUUGAGACAGAAGAUCCUGAGGAGCAGGUUGUUGUGUCCCUACCUUGCACCCACCCUUUCCAUGAAUCAUGUAUAAUGCCAUGGCUAAAGUCCAGUGGAACUUGUCCCGUAUGCAGGCAUCAGUUGAUCCCACAACCCGAACACCAUUCACAACCCGGUCCGAGUCAAAACACCAGCGGCAAUGACCGCAGGUCUCCUUCGUCGCGAUCGCGGUCACCAGGCGGCGAUCCCUCUGGAUUUUUACAGUCACUAUUUGGGUCGUCUAUGCGUUUUGACCGCUCAUCCACAGGUGGCAAUUCAUCGUCAUCAUUAGCGCCUCCAGACCAACGCAAUAAUACCUCAAGUCGAGGUGGAAAUCAUGUACCCGGCGGAUGGGAUGAUCUUGAUUAA